Messenger RNA from Carya illinoinensis, 726 nucleotides. RefSeq lists its product as uncharacterized. The record is from RefSeq and is a predicted model, not a curated record. Gene Ontology annotation, molecular function: nucleic acid binding; RNA-DNA hybrid ribonuclease activity. The transcript has a single exon. NCBI's taxonomy places the organism in Eukaryota, Viridiplantae, Streptophyta, Magnoliopsida, Fagales, Juglandaceae. The coding region runs from base 1 to 726 and encodes 241 amino acids.
AUGGUUGUUUGGGAUAAGCUGAAUUCACAGUUGAAAGGGGAGGAGGUUGAGUUGGUGGCUUGCAUUAUGAGGAAGAUUUGGCUUAGAAGAAACUCAUUGCUGUUUGAAAAAAAGUUUGAUGACCCGAGAAAUAUUAUAAAAGCUGCAAGCUAUGGAUUAAGGGAGUUUGUCUCUGCUCAAAGGGAUCAACAGAAGGCAGUUGUGAAGGGGUCGAAUGAUAGAAGGAUAACAAAAUGGGAAAAACCUGCAGGUUGGACAGUUAAGGUUAAUUGGGAUGCGGCUGUAGAUGCAAAGAAUAGAAGGGUGGGUGCUGGUGUGGUUAUCAGAGAUUCAGAGGGUGAGUUAUUGGCUUGCCUCUGCUCCAUCUGUGAUCAUGUACAGAAUCCGUUGGUGGCUGAAGCCUUGGCUUUAAGGAGAGCUGCAAUUCUAAGUGUAGAAAUGAGUUUUUCUUCAGUAAUACUUGAAGGGGACUCUCAGUUGAUUGUUAAUGCAGUAAACAGUGAUAAAGAAAUUUGGGCUGAGUAUGGGAAUAUUAUUGAGGAUGUCCGAAAGGUGUUGCUUGAAAGACCAAAUUGGGGGGUUAAAUUUGUGUAUAGGGAAUCAAAUGGUAUAACACACAAGCUAGCUAAACUAGCUUUUACUUUUACUGAUGAAAGGGUAUGGAUAGAAGAAUGUCCAGUAGAUAUCAUACAGGAUAUACAAAAGGAAAAAUACUGUAAUGGCUGA